Molecule: messenger RNA, 941 nt
Organism: Acanthoscelides obtectus
Lineage: Eukaryota; Metazoa; Arthropoda; Insecta; Coleoptera; Chrysomelidae
Source: the annotation of a GenBank genome assembly
AUUGUAGGUAAAGUCAAUAGCACAUCAAAUUUUUCACGUGUAGUAUGGUGUUUGUGAUAAGAACAGUAUAAAACCCAAUAUGUGAAUCUCCACGAGCUCUUGGCUGUACGGAAUGGAAAUAGUGAAUUCGUUCGAGUUUCGACGUGCGGGAAUGAUCGAUCAACCACGGGUCUCUAUGGGGGCAACUGCGCCUCUGCCUCCCUCUGGCGACGCCCUUGUUCUGCCUGCACUGCGCAUAUGGAUUCCAGAUUCCUCAUUCCUAUGAUAUGCGUUAUUGAAAUUAAUAUGAAUUUAGCAGAUUAACUUUGUUAUGGAUACAUAUAGUAUAUUUUAAGCUCUGUAAAGAACUGAAAGGUGUUUGGGUCGUGAACAAUUCAGAACACAUUUUCAUGCAACAUGUAGGUAACUCAAAAAAUAAGUUUAUUAUAAGAAUAUUUUACAUUUUUUAUUGGUCGUAUUUAUUUAGAUUUAAAUCUGAUCAAAACAUUGGUGAUUAGCAUUGUAAGUAAAUCAGUAUAUCGGAGUUCGAACAAUUCUGUAAAAUUUUGCAAAGGUUUAUAGUUAUUCAAAAUAAUAAUUAUAAUAUUUGUUAUAAUAUGUUUUUAUGUGUAGUUAUUUCAUAGCUGAUUUUAAUAUUAUGACCGACAUUAACUGUGCGAAUGAAUAUUGAUGUUUCUACUAAAUACACAACAUGUUGGAAUACUUAUAUAAUAUGAAAAACAAGUUAAUGUCUAUCAAAUGGUUUACGAUUGAAACAAAAUCGGAUUUGAUUGAUUUAAAUGGCAUAUUUCGCAAUUAGUUUUCCAAAUCAAACCAAGUAGAUUGAUAGCGUACUUAACCUGUCUAGGAACAUCUGAAUGUGAAAGAAUAAUAAAUAAGUCUUGUAACGUGAUUUUUUGUUUUUCACAAUAGGUACCCGAUGUUUUUCAAAUUUAUCAAAC